UUGUCCAUUGUUUUAAUCUCAUAUUAGCCACUUGAAACUAUUGUUUAGCAUAUCAGCUUAUCUUUUGAUUAUUAAUUUGGUAAAUCAAUUUGCUAAUUUUAAAUAUUUAGUUAAAGUACACUUUGCAUGUUUAGUCGUCUAUUAAAAAAUGAAAAAAUCUAAGAAAAACGAUGAUACCAAGACAAAGAAUGGCGGCUUUUAUGAUCCCAUGGCCGUAACUUGGACAGAAAAAUAUAAUAAUCAAUUAAGUAAAGUAUGGAGUUAUGUGCCGGAACAGUUGGGGAAAAUUAUAGUAACUUUUGCAGUUUUUUUCUUGGGCGUUUCUAUUAACGGCGACUGGAUUAAUAUUGUAGUACAUGUAGCUAAACAAUUUGGAUAUUAUGAUAAUACCAGUAACAUUAGCCGAGAAUUCAGUUGGAGUGGUAUUAUAGAGUAUCUCAGAUUACAAAAUUUAUGGAGCUUUUGGAUAGGUGCCAUUGUUUCGUCUUACAGUAUCUAUUUUCUUAUAGGAGGAUUCUUACAUUGGUAUUAUUAUGUGAAACAACGUGAUAAAGCUGAAGAAUGGAAAUGCCAGCCCAACAAAUGGUUGUCACCGGAAUUAGAAAGACAUGAGAUCUUCUGGGGCUCAACAACUCUCUUUCUAAACGCCUCACUAUCUGCUAUAUUAGCAUGUUAUAUCUCUAAUGGAGGGUAUAGUCAAGUUUAUUACAAUAUCACUGAUUAUGGACUGAUAUGGUUUAUUUUACAAUUUCCAGUUCUCUUCAUAAUUGAGGACUACGUUACUUAUUGGCUCCAUAGGAUUUAUCAUUUUCCUUAUCUUUAUAAAAGAUUUCAUAAACUUCACCACAAGUACAAACAGCCAACAGCAUUCUCGGUUACUGCUAUUCAUCCUGUAGAGUCCCUCCACAUCCAGCUGUUCUUAGCGGCUCCACUAUUUCUUUUUCCAGUUCACUGGCUUCCAUUUUAUACUGUCACGUUCUACGCAUAUUAUCAUGGAAUAAUCGAUCAUUCCGGAAUUAAUUUCAAGGCUUAUUGGUGGCAACCAUGGCAACCCGAUGCUAUAUUUCACGAUAACCACCAUCAAUAUUUCCAUGUCAAUUUUGGAUUCAACAUAUUUAUUUGGGAUAAGAUUCACGGGACGUACAGAAGAAAAGAUCGGGUGUACAGAGAAGACUUGUUUUACGGCGAAGGUAAAUCAAUAGACUUGGCAACCGCCGAUGAGCUGAAGGAAGAAUUAGAAGAAAGGCAAGCCGAAAACCCCUUGGCCUAUAGGAACGACAAUGAUCUUUUAUCAUCAAGAUCAGAAUUGUUGACUACACUGAGUAAAAGGAAAUAAUCUAAACAUAGGAAAUUAUAAUAAGUGUCUGUGAUUUAGUUUUUUUUGUUUCAAGAUGUAUGUACAAGCUAGUUUAAACCAAAUAGUAAAUUAUAAUUUAUACAUUCACAAAAAAUAAAUUUUAUUUAUUUACGAGGGAAUAUUCUCUCCCA
Molecule: messenger RNA, 1488 nt
Organism: Sitophilus oryzae (rice weevil)
Lineage: Eukaryota; Metazoa; Arthropoda; Insecta; Coleoptera; Curculionidae
Product: delta(7)-sterol 5(6)-desaturase erg31-like
Exons: 6
Coding region: 149-1336 (395 amino acids)
Biological process (GO): sterol biosynthetic process
Molecular function (GO): iron ion binding; C-4 methylsterol oxidase activity
Source: RefSeq, a predicted model, not a curated record